Molecule: messenger RNA, 747 nt
Organism: Fusarium poae
Lineage: Eukaryota; Fungi; Ascomycota; Sordariomycetes; Hypocreales; Nectriaceae
Exons: 2
Coding region: 1-747 (248 amino acids)
Biological process (GO): peptidyl-lysine monomethylation; peptidyl-lysine dimethylation
Cellular component (GO): cytoplasm
Molecular function (GO): protein-lysine N-methyltransferase activity
Source: RefSeq, a predicted model, not a curated record
AUGGCACCAGAAGAGAAGCCUCAACAUCUUGAGCCCUCAAAGCUUGGCACAAAACAAUAUUGGGAUGAUCUCUACACAAAUGAGAUAUCAAACCAUUCUGCCGAUCCCUCCGACAUUGGCACAGUUUGGUUCGACGACUCGGAUGCUGAAGCAAAGAUACUCGAGUUUUUAGACGGCCUGCUCGACCCCUCUGACCCAGACUCACCAGUGCUUUCUCGCGAGAAAUCUACGUUCCUUGAUCUCGGCUGCGGAAACGGUUCCUUGCUCUUUUCUCUCCGCGGAGAAGAAUGGUCCGCACGUGCCCUCGGUGUCGACUAUAGCCCUCAAAGUAUUGCCCUUGCACGCCAGAUCACAGCUACAAAGGAUGAUCUUGAAGAACCUGUAGAAUUUGAAGAGUGGGAUCUCAUAGCGGGAUCCUAUGAUCCUGUGCUCAAUGGGGAACAAGCUCAAGGUUGGGAUGUCGUGCUUGAUAAGGGUACAUUUGAUGCCAUCUCUCUGAGCGAUGAAAAAGACGCCCAAGGACGACGGUUGUGUGAGUGUUAUCGCGAAAGGGUGUUGCCACUGGUCCGUAAAGGCGGUAUCUUCCUGGUAACUAGCUGUAACUGGACCGAGACUGAGCUGAAGGGUUGGUUUGAGAAGACUGAUGCUGAGGGGUUCGACGUCGUUGGUAGAGUGGAAUAUCGAUCCUUCAGCUUUGGAGGACACAAGGGACAAACCAUCAGUACACUCUGCUUCCGCAGGGUAUGA